Molecule: messenger RNA, 1641 nt
Organism: Pedinophyceae sp. YPF-701
Lineage: Eukaryota; Viridiplantae; Chlorophyta; Pedinophyceae
Source: the annotation of a GenBank genome assembly
AUGAUCGCAGCAACGAGGGCAGCGCAUACGUCAAAGCCAAGGCGCCGCCGCGGUCGGACUUGUCAACUGAAGUUGGAGGAUCUUGGACCGGUCCCGCUGGCAGCAGUCAUCUCGCUGAUCGGCAAGCGCGAUCGCCUUGCGCUCGCGGCGACCUCGUCGCUGUUACUGAGCCGGGUGCUGGAGCACUGCCCGGAAGCGUGCGAGCUGCGCGCGGAGAGUCCCGGAGUUGGCGCCGCUCUCGCGCGACACCUGUUCCGUCGCGGCUGCGCGGCGUCCGAGUCGAGGAUCGGGUGGACUGCCUGGACACCAUCGCAUGGGUGGUGGGCGUUCGUCCGCGCCGGCGCGGAUCCCUCGCUGGACGAAUCGAUCGUUCGGAUUGUGUCGCCAGCUGCGUACUCGCGCCUCGGCGCUCUCGGGACCUCUAUCUUCUUCCCUUCGACCCUCUGUAUGCCGCCCAGGAUCACCGCUGCCAUGAGGGGCCUGGAGUUUGUCGACGUGAGGGCCUGCAGAGGCUCCUGGCUCGAGACAGAUGGAGACUGGCUUCCUGCUGAGGUGCGCGGCAGCGUGAAGGAGAUCCACGCCUCGGAAAGCGGGCUCCGCAGGAUUCCAUCGAACAUGUCCGCGCUCGAAGCAGUCACGAUAUCCGACUGUGGCAGCCUCGACGAGGAGUGGCUUCCAGUCUCAUCACGCGCGUCGAUCAAGGCCUUGAUCGCCUCCAGAGCUCGCACGGGGUCGGGCGAGGCUGUCCGCUGCGUCCCAAGCGGCAUGCGGGCUCUGGAGAACCUCGAGGUCAGCGAUUGCCUGCCCGGGGAGCAUUGGCUCCCCCUCGAGUCGCGGGCGAAGCUGGAGAGUCUCGCGGUGUCCGACUCCACCAUCACAAGCAUCCCCACCGGGCUGGUCGCGCUCAAGCACCUCGACUUGGUUGCCUGCGCGAAUCUCGCGCAGGACUUCGUGCCUGAAAGUUCUCGCGAGGCGCUGACGUCUCUCCUUGUGGUUGGGUCGCCCGUCCGUCGGGUGCCACCCGACAUGCCGCACCUCGAGGUAGUCGCGUUCGCUGUCGAGGACUUGGCGGAGGACUGGCUGCCAGCAAGCUCUUCGAAACGACUGAGGCGGCUCCUGCUCGGGGGCUCCGGGCACUUCCUCCGAGCCCUGCCCCCUGGUCUCUCGCAGCUGGAGGACCUCGAGCUGGACGGGACGCUGCCCCACGGCCUCGCCAGCGGCGCGUGGCUCCCUGCAAGCUCCGCGCGACGGAUCCAGGAGCUCAAUGUGCGGGGUGUCAACGUGACCGCCAUUCCCCCAAACAUGACGGCUCUGACAAGAUUGAACGUCGAGAACUGCGUGAGACUACACCCGCACAGGUGGUUGCCGGCCAGCUCGGCAGCGGGCGUGCGCGUGCUCGACGCCUCGGGGAGUUCCAUCGCUGCGCUGCCAGACAUGCCUGAGCUGGUGAUGCUGGACUUGGGGUCAUGCCCAAACCUCACGCCCGACUUUCUGUCCGCGACCUCCGCGCGCAAGCUCCGCGCGUUGAAUGUGCGCGGGACAGGCGUGGGUUCCAUGCCAAUUGCGCGGAUGCCGAAGCUGGAAAUUCUGGUGUUCGGCAGGAAUGCACCCGGCGAGUUCGGAGGCCGAGUGCGCGACUGA